GCCGCCGGGGAGCCGCCGGGCGCGGAGCGCCUCUCGCAGCUGGCGGAAAAUCUGCUGUAUCAGCUGCAGGAGAAUUUUCAAGCUCUGACAGAAAGGAUAACGCUGAGAAUGGAAGAAAUGGGUGAGCGCAUCAGUGACCUUGAGAAGCAUGUUGCUGACCUAAUGGCGGAGGCUGGAAUAGAGAACACUGAUGAUGGAUUGAGACACUGAAAUAAGCAUGUGAGCGAGAAAGAUAAAGGGAGAACAGCUCUGCACUGACUCUGGAGUGUGUCAUCGUUUACAGUCAGUGUCUCUAGUCACAAAAAGCAUCAGUGAAAAAAAAUACACUUGCAUCAUGUCGUGAUAGAAUCUCCAUUUUUCUUUUCCUUUGAAUUAUUGUCCCAGGAAAGGAGUAGAAAGCUAGGUUUACGGGUCAUGUACAUGGGAUACUAUUUCCUAUAAUUGGGAAUAAACCAUUAGUCUCAGGUUAGGAAAAAAAAUAUAAAAAACUAUAAUAUAUAGGAUAUAUAUAUAUAUAAUAUAUAUAAUAAUAAAAUAAUAUAAAAUAAUAUAAGGAUAAAAAACUAUCCGAUAUAGUAGUGAGCUUACCCAGUCACAAACUUUUCAAUGUAAAAAGUGUAUUUUAUUUCAUAUUACUAAUAUUAAAAUUUCCAUCACACUUCUUUGUUGCCUUUUUAUAUGUUCUCAGAAUACCUAUGGCAAUAUUUUUGCAGCUGUGUGUGCCAUUUUGAUGUUAUUUAAAUUUUCUGCAUUAGAACAU
Messenger RNA from Meleagris gallopavo (turkey), 760 nucleotides. The record is from RefSeq and is a predicted model, not a curated record. NCBI's taxonomy places the organism in Eukaryota, Metazoa, Chordata, Aves, Galliformes, Phasianidae.